UCGCUACUUACAGAUGCCGUGAAGCAUGAGGUGUCCACCUGUAGCACAUAGAGGUAUCUACCUUAGAAAGACUCUAGAGAUAUACGGGUUCCGUCUAUCGCACAGAGCGGUCACUACUUAAAUUAGAUUUGUAAUUAUUCAUUAAAAAAUAAAUGAGAAACGGAAAGAACAUUGUAAGCUCUGUGCAAAUGGGCACAAACAGGUCCAUACUUAGUGCAGACGAUAGAAUUAAUUUAUUUUAGAAAGAGCAAUCACUUGUUGGCUAUCUCUGCAUACAAAUGUUUUUUUGAAUUUUUAUAAAAUAAAUUUUAAAGCCUGUGCCGCCAUCUUAUAUAUGUACAGUGAAGUUAUUUGCGCGGGAAUACAUGUACUGGGACGAAUUCAUAACCUAAAUUAUCGAAAAGUGCUGUAAAUAAUUGGAUUGCAUAUUUCUCAACUGAAAUUAGUUAAUUUAUUGGCAUAACAUUCACCAAGUGGUUCUCGUGAUUAUAUGAAAAUGGAUUCUUGUGAAUUGCUGGAGCGAGCAACGGCAUUACUUGGGAGCACAAUCCGUAAUUUUUCGAUUGGAGCAGUGACAUUGAGUGAUUUCAAACCUGUUCAGGAGAAAAUGAAAGAUUUGAGGGAAAUUAUACGAUGUUUGACUGCUAGGAUUCAAUUGCUGCGGGCGACCAAUGGAGCAAGAGCAGCUCCUGUACUGUCAUCAGCACAGCCCAAAGAAUUGGAGAAGAGAAUGCAUGAGAUUGUGUCCUCGAAUUAUUUAAUUAAAUAUGAUGUAUUCAAAGAUGCCCUUCAUUCACAUGCUGCUGAGAAUCUUUUGUCUAAUGAAAACAUUUCCCCAGAGAUGAAGAAACUGAAGGCAGUGAUGGCCAAGCUCUACAGCCAGAAUGAUAAAAUUAUCGUUCUCCAGGAGGAGAUGGAAGCUUUACGCACAAAGGAGAGAAAACUGCAGGCAGAAGUGGCAGCAGGAAUCAUUGACUUCCAAAAUUUCCUCAAGGAACAAGAGAAAAUUCGAAAUGAGAAACUGGCAGUAUCCAAUCCCGAUGUCGCAAGGAAGAAGCAGAAACUGAAGAAGCUUAUAACAAAGAUAAAUAUCUCGAGGCGAAUAAUCACGAGCAUCAUAAGUGCUGUUAGUACUACAAUAACUGAUGAGCCAGAAAUGCUGAGGAUGUUGAAGGACCAUCGAGAUAUAGUGGAUGCAGAGACGAUCAUGGAAAUGGCAAACGGUCGAGUAAAUUCAACCUGAAUCUUCAUCA
Molecule: messenger RNA, 1253 nt
Organism: Diachasmimorpha longicaudata
Lineage: Eukaryota; Metazoa; Arthropoda; Insecta; Hymenoptera; Braconidae
Exons: 4
Coding region: 491-1243 (250 amino acids)
Source: RefSeq, a predicted model, not a curated record